UCCAUUGACCAAAGGUCUAGUUCGUUCCCAAUUCCGCCACCAUUUCCGCUUGAUCCUCCCAAAAUUAUCCGAUCCGCCUCCGCUGCCUCUGCAACGCGGCCGAUCUUUUAGGGAUCGGAUGAAUUCCGGCUCAUCCUUUUAACUUGAACGAUUUCAGGUUCUCGUGUUCUAAUCUUUGUUUUGUAUUUGCACGUUACGAUUUUUUUUCCUCCUCUGCUCCGUUUUCUUCCCUUCUUGGCUCGCAAAUCUGAGGUUUUGUUAGACCCUACGCUAAUUAGGUUUCGAAGAGCAUUUCAAUAUGCCUUCGGUGCCUAUUGAUCUCCUCCUUGGCUCUCUGCUUCCUUCUUUGACUUCUUUCCAUGGUGGUUCCUCGUCGCAUCGUCUGAAGCGGCUUGAAAAGGGUGAUCGGCGUGGUAAUCUUAGUUAACACGGUGUUCUUUUAGCGCAUUUCGUUCUCUAUUCGUAUUUUCAGUCUUCUAUUUUCUCCUUCUUUUGUCCGUUCGACGUUUUUGGAAUUCCUAGAGAAAUUACACUCGUAAGGUGUAGGAGUUUCUUUUUUGAUCUUGAGAUCUUUAGGCGGAAGCCUCUGAAAUCGAGUUCCUGGGAAUUUGGCUCCAAGUUAGGAGGGUUUUUGCAAUCCUGAUUCUUGUGCAAGGUUCUAGCAGAUUGGUUGUGCACUACAUAAGCCUGAAUGGACAUUUCUUCCAUUCAUCAGAAGUUGGCUCUCCUGGACGUAGACGAUUUGGAUGAUCUGCAAUCAUCUUUGAGAGAAAUUGAUGCUGCAUUGUUUAAUGAUCGUGACGAAACUUCUAAGAAAUCUCCGAGCAUUGAAGAUACUAAAAGUACAGAGUGCGAUGAUAAUUCAAAUGAUAGAAACAAAUUAAAAGAGAUUGAACCUCCCGAGAACAACUCAUCUAAGAAGUGGUUAGGCAAAUCCAAGUCCUUUCCUCUUCCUCCUGCAACAUCCUCUCUUAAUGAUUCUGCAGACAAUGAUAAGAAACCACAAACAGCAGUGGGUGAUGCGUCCUCUAAUGAGUCUAUGCAUCAAGCCUUUGCACGAUCCAUAUCUUUACCAUCGUCUGUGAAGCUGGUCUCUGCAAUGAAAGGUAGCCGAGCACAACAUCUCGGUCUGUCUCCGAAGCUGUCUGUGAAAUGGGCUCCUGAUGUGUACGAUCCGCCACAGACAUCUUUGUCCCAUUGUGUCAAAAACAACAAGAAACAGCAGAAAUCUAAGAACAGGAAGAAUGGAAAGAAAGGGCAGAAGGGCAGUAGCAGCAACUCUUCUUCGCGUGGAAGGGACAAAAGGCAGGCUCGUAAAGCUGUUAGUAGUUCUGAUCGGUAUCAAAGAUCGUUCGACUCUCACGUAAGUUUGGUUAGUACUCUCAACGGUACUCUCAACGAUUUCGAUGGGUUCGAUGAUGGGAGCUCAGACUCUCAUUGUGGAAGCAUCUUCCUGAAAACAUCGGUCACCAAGCUGCACCACUAUGUUGCUGAAGCCUUGUGAGCGUUACUCGUCCCAAGUUUUCACUCUCUCUCAACAGUUUCUGUAAAUAAAUAAUAAUAAUAAUAAUAAUGUUGUUUUGGGUUCUUUUGUGAUUGUUUGACCUUAACUCGUUUGGUGUGCGUUCUUAUGAGGAUUUAAUAGACUGGUUGUGAUAUCGUUGAAACUUCAUUCAUAUGAUAUGUUACUGCCUAUGUAAAUGUUA
Messenger RNA from Cucurbita pepo subsp. pepo (vegetable marrow), 1706 nucleotides. RefSeq lists its product as uncharacterized. The record is from RefSeq and is a predicted model, not a curated record. NCBI's taxonomy places the organism in Eukaryota, Viridiplantae, Streptophyta, Magnoliopsida, Cucurbitales, Cucurbitaceae.